Molecule: messenger RNA, 1830 nt
Organism: Schizophyllum commune H4-8
Lineage: Eukaryota; Fungi; Basidiomycota; Agaricomycetes; Agaricales; Schizophyllaceae
Exons: 1
Coding region: 1-1830 (609 amino acids)
Source: RefSeq, a predicted model, not a curated record
AUGGAAUCCCUCGAUCAUCUCCUCCGCACGAAUCGCCAGCUAUCGGAUGCAGAGGAAUGCUCUGCUCUCCAGCUCUUGCUCGACGCUCAACAACGGCUGGGAACCGUUUCAAACAGUGCCGCUACGAACCGCCGCGGGGAUUGCAGUCGCCUGCUCGCGCGUAUCGACGCCCUUAUGCACAUCCUUGCCCCCAUUCGGAGGCUCCCACUCGAACUUCUUUCCAUCGUCUUCGACUUCUACAUCGGCAUGGUGCAUUACGGACCUAUGUCGGUGAAGGGAGGAAUCGAGACCUUCUUCUGGAGAAUACACGAGGGCCCGUGUCUACUCCUGCACGUAUGCUCUCUAUGGCGUGCCGUAUGCCGAACGACGGCUUCCCUCCAGUCAUUCUUUGCAUCCAUGGUGCUGUCGACUCCCGAAGCCUCCACGUACGCUGUGGGCGGCGACUUCCCUAGGUCGCUCAGCCAACCAUCCGUCAAAGCAUGCCUUGCGCAUUAUCUCGCGCUGUUUGACGUGGGACCAUUGAGCAUCGUGAUGCGGAAUGGCCGUCGCAUUCCUGUCGCGCUUGACACAGAAGCUAAGCGCGCUCAAUGCGCAGAGCGCUGCUCUCAGCUUGUUGUACACUGCCACGGCAGCCAGGACCCUCUCGCCGCCAUUCUGUGGAACUUCUUGGGCCGGUUUCAUCAGGAACUGUCUUUCUUGGACGGUCGUCUGAAAUGCCUGGAGUCCCUUUGUCUGGGUUUCAGGCGGGCCGGGGAUGGCUACGAGGAGAUGUUGGGGGUGGAUAUUCCAGCAACCGGGUUGGGGAAGAAGGUGAAGAAGACGCGACUAUUCGCUCAUGCACCCAAGCUUCGUCGAUUGAGGCUGCUUCAGGACGGUAUCAGACUUCUAUCUGCAGCAAACCCUCGAUUCGCUCUUCCGUGGAACCAAAUCCAGGACUUCUACACGCAUUACGCCAGCCCCGCCGAAUGUCUUGCGGGCCUAUUCUCAUUGCCGUCUGUCAAGACGGUCAGUUUGCUGAGGUUCGCAAGACAUAAAUCCGCUUAUCUAUCCUAUCAUCCGCCAUGGCCUGGACACUUCAUCAGUCAACCGUUCCGUCUUCCACUCAUGGAUUCUCUCACUCUCUUUUACCUCCCUCGUCAACUAAGUAUCGCCGAUGAGGACGAGUCAGGAUGCUACCCUGACUUCACUUCACGGUAUCCAGCGGAGGUUCUAGAUUUGUUGGAGGCGCCAUUACUCAAACAAUUGCGUGUUGGCUUCGCGGAGUCCAAGACUUCGACUGCCACUGUCAGCACAAUCACAGCAUUUCUCCAACGCUCCGGAUGUGGCCUCGUCAAGCUCUACCUCUCGCUGCAAACGCAGGACAUGGACGAUGACAUCGCGGACCUGCUGCGCAGCGUCGCGUCCCUCCAGGAGCUCACCCUCUGCAUGCACGCCGGAGUGACCCUCUCCCUCGGCGUGCUCGCAUCGCUCGUCGUCACUCCAGGAGGCUGGAACAAUCUCCUCCCCGCCCUGCGGCGCUUCACCCUUAUCACGGACGACUCGCCCGAUACCAUGGAAUUCAAGUCUGACCCGCUUGCGGGCGUUGUCGAAUCCCGCGUAAACGCGGGCCAACGCACGGAGGGGGUGGUCAUGAACCUGGAGAUCUUCCAGAUCGCCUGUCAGGAGGAUCACCCGUUCGCUUGGUGUCCGAGGAUCAAAGAGAGGGCGAGGAAAUGGAUGCGGGCCGGACUGAAGGUUGCGACCGCGGUUGUUGAUCUUCCGACCCAGUUCGUCAGCAGUCGAGACGAAGGGGAGUUCAUGGUGGACUGGGAGUGGCUUCGUCCUGAAUGA